Molecule: messenger RNA, 2385 nt
Organism: Xylaria bambusicola
Lineage: Eukaryota; Fungi; Ascomycota; Sordariomycetes; Xylariales; Xylariaceae
Product: galactose oxidase
Exons: 6
Coding region: 195-2270 (691 amino acids)
Molecular function (GO): protein binding
Source: RefSeq, a predicted model, not a curated record
AUUGCAUCUUCGUUGAGGGUCUCGUGGGGACAUAGCCGACUUGCAGUGUUUUCCUCCUAAACACUGUCAUUUGUUCUCGGGUCAUCGUACUUAGCUCCAUAUCUAUUCGGAUUUACAAGUUAUCUAGCUUCUUGUCUUGCCCCAAUUUUCAUCUCUACCUGGUCACUUGCGGUAGGUAAGCCUGUAUCCACAAAAUGGCAAAAGACAAGAAAGGCAAGUCGGACUCGAAGAAGCAGAAGCUCGCCGAGAAGAAACAGAAGCAGGAGAAGAAGGCGCAAAAGAAAGAGAAGUCAAAGACUGCGAAGCUAGACGGUAGCGAUGCCGAGGAUGUGGAUCUAGAUGCUGUCUUGGCCGAAUACAAGAAGCAGCAAGAGCUGUUUCUCAAGGUGACCGAGACUGUCCUUGAUGCCCCUCCCAAACCCCGUUCCUCUGCCACUUUCCUCGCCUCCCCCUCAAAUAGCAACCAACUUUUGUUGUUUGGCGGUGAAACAUGGAAUGGAGCUAUUGCCAAUUUUUUCAACGACCUCAAUAUCUACUAUACAGAUAGAGAUGAAUGGCAUUGCGUGACAUCUCCUAAUGCCCCUCUUCCAAGAUCCGGCCAUGCCUGGUGCAGGGGAGGCAACCAGAAAGACUCCGUGUUCCUUUUUGGGGGUGAAUUUAGUAGCCCGAAACAGGGCACAUUCUAUCAUUAUAACGACUUUUGGCGUCUUGAGCCUAGUACGAGAGAGUGGACGCGCAUAGAUGUCAAGGGGAAGACGCCGCCUUCUAGGAGCGGACAUCGUAUGACAUAUUACAAGAAUUAUAUUAUCCUAUUCGGAGGCUUUCAGGAUACUUCAAAUCAAACGAAGUAUUUGAAUGAUCUCUGGCUGUUUGAUACCCAAAAUUACUUCUGGUUCAGCCCGACACUGCCAGCGGCGCAGUUAAAGCCUGAUGCAAGGUCGUCUUUCACAUUCCUUCCCCACGAGCAAGGCGCCGUUCUGUUCGGCGGCUACUCUAGAGUGAAAGCAACCGUCACCGCCAAUAAGUCAGCGAAGGGAGCUUCACAGGGACAGAAGAACAUCCUGAAGCCCUUGGUGCACCAGGAUUGCUUCUACUUGCGUAUUAACCAGCCACCGCCGGAUUCGCCACCUAAUACGCCUCCUACCGUGAGAUGGGAGAAGCGAAAGAAGCCAGCUAACACACCUAACCCUCCUCGGGCUGGUGCAACUAUGGCAUUUCACCGUGGCCGUGGGUUGCUAUUCGGCGGUGUUCAUGACGUUGAACAGAGCGAGGAGGGUAUUGAUAGCGAAUUCUUCAACCAGCUUUAUACUUGGAAUAUUGAGAGAAAUCGAUUUUUCCCGAUGAUGCUUCGAAAGCCAAGAAAUCAGAAGAAAGUAGCACCCGCGGAGCAAAGAGUUGGUCGGCGUGGCAGGGCCCAGGCCAAUGAGGAAGAGCUAUUGAAACAGCUUGCCGCAUUACAAGCUGGAACAUCUUUAGAGGACGCCGAUGAGAUGGAGAUUGAUCUCAAGAAUGAAGAAGAAGAGGAACCUGCCAAACCUGUUCGAGAGAUGCCUGUAUCCAUGGAAUACCCGUCGCCCAGAUUCAAUGCCCUGCUAGCUGUGCAGGAAGACAUGUUGUACAUCUACGGUGGGACUUUCGAGGCAAAGGACCGAGAGUAUACUUUCGAUGAUCUGCAUGCUAUUGACCUUGGCAAAAUGGAUGGCUGCAAAGAGAUUUUCAAGAGGGAGGACGAGACUUGGGUGGGAUCCGACGACGAAGAUGAUGAGGAAGACGAAGAUGAGGAUGAGGACGACGAAGAGGGCGAAGAUGAAGAGGGUGACGCUGAUGAAGAACCGGAGAAACUGGUGUCGCCUAGCAAACGUAAGGAUAAGCAGGCGGAUGAGGUUACAAGUAUAGAUACGACAUCAGUCGCCGAUUCGACGCCAGCGGACGAAGACACGAGCGAAACCGAUACUGCAGCGACUUCGGUUGAUGAUGGACUCCCGCACCCCCGACCUUUCGAAUCACGCCGCGAGUUCUUUGUUAGAACUUCAGCCGAAUGGCAAGAGAUCUUGAUGACCAACCUGAGAUGGAAGAAUAUUCAACCAGAGUCUCUGACCAUAAAAGAGAUUAAGAGCAAGGCAUUCGAGCUCAGUGAAGAAAAAUGGUGGGAUUGCAGAGAAGAGAUCACCGCCCUUGAAGAUGAACAAGAAGCUGCUGGUAUUGGCGAGGUCGUAUCUCUGAAUGAUAGAGGUGACUCUGGGGCUGGCGGUGCUGGGCGAAGGCGUUGAUGAAGACAUAUCUUGUAUCUCGUCAAUAAAUACUACUCCUCGAAACUCGAGAUUAACCAGAUAAAGCAUCUGGUGCCACUGGAAACUGCUCGGCUUUAGUCCGCCCGCGAAGCCU